Messenger RNA from Pseudozyma flocculosa PF-1, 4275 nucleotides. RefSeq lists its product as uncharacterized. The record is from RefSeq and is a predicted model, not a curated record. The transcript is spliced from 6 exons. Gene Ontology annotation, molecular function: myosin II binding; syntaxin binding; GTPase activator activity. Gene Ontology annotation, biological process: establishment of cell polarity; regulation of protein secretion; regulation of exocytosis. Lineage: Eukaryota; Fungi; Basidiomycota; Ustilaginomycetes; Ustilaginales; Ustilaginaceae. Bases 1 to 4275 code for a protein of 1424 amino acids. Gene Ontology annotation, cellular component: plasma membrane; cytoplasm.
AUGCCGCCGUCAUGGAUGCGAUCCCUCCGCGACCACGUCCCCCAGGCGGCAGCCGCCAUGGCCGCCUCGAGGAUCCCCGACGUCCUCCAGCACGCAGACUGGUCUGGUAGCCUCACAAACACCCAUCACAGCCCGACCGGAAACUUCAACGAGGGCAUCCUCGCCGCCCUCGCCCUGCCGGGAGAGGUCAGCGCCAUCGCAUUCGAACCCGUCGCCGGCUACCUCGCCGUCGGCACCUCGCAGGGCACCGUCCACAUCUUUGGCUCCGCACCCGUGCAGAUCGCCCUCACCCUCCGCCCCGCCGUCAAGGUCAGGCACCUCGCCUUCAGGUCCGGCACCGGCCUCCUCGUCUGCAUUGACGAAAAAGACAACAUGAGCAUCUACGACCUCGAGCGGCCCGACCCGCAGAUCCGCGCAUCCAACGCCUCGUCGUCCAACCACUACCGCGCCUCGUCGGCCUCCACGGGCAACAGCCUCACCGGCUCGCCCCACCCGGACACGCCCCAGCGCGUCGGCAUCCACACCGUCCGCAACAAGGUCAUGGCCAUCGAGCUCUCCCCCGCCCACUCGCACCUCUUCCUCGGCCUCCGCGACGGCACCGUCGACGCCUACGACCUCGACCGGCUCUGCCCCUCGCCCUACCGCGUACCCAACCUCUGGUGGGAGGAGGAGGAGAUCCUCCGCAAGUCGGGCGUCCCCGACGCGCCCAACCGCAGGCACGUGCCCCUCAUCAUCGACAUCAAGUCCCACCCAAAGGACCUUAACCAGCUCCUCCUCGCCUACGAAGGCGGCGCCAUCCUCCUCGACAUCAAGGAGCGCGCCGUGUUUGCCAUGGGCCACGAGGACGGCUGCAUCUCCUUCUGGCACGCCAAGGAGGACGACAAGCCCAUCACCGUGCGCACCCUCGACGCGCUCGACGUCGAGAAGCCGUCGGCCUCGGUCGAGGCCCUCGAGCGGCCACGCCCGCCCCGCGAGCCCAUCUUCAAGCUGGCCUGGUCCGGCUUUCCCGAAAAGUCGUGGAUGGAGAUGGGCCGCGAGAGCGCGGCCGCAUGGCAGUCGCCGCAGCCCGGGUCGGCGUCGCGCGCAUCGCAGGACGGUCGGCCGGCUGGUGCAGGUCAGGGGCAGGGGCAGGGUCACGGCCACGGGUCCGAGGACGGCGCAGCAGCUCCGACCAAAGGCACCAUCCUCACGGUGCUCGGCGGCGCAGUCGAAGGGCGCGACCCGCCGUCGCUCUACGCCAUCCAUCUGCCUCCGUACGCUGCGCCCAUGAGCCUGUGGGGCGGCGGCGGCGACGGCGGCGCCAACGCCAACAAGCUGCGGCAGUCGCUGCGACAGUCGCUCCAGUCGACCGCCGAGUCGACGUACCGGACUUCGUCGCUGGUCGAGGACUUUGUCCUGCUGCCCAAGCUCAGCCCUCACUUUGGGGGCGCCUUUGAUCCGAUGGGCGUGCUGGUCCUGCUCGCCGCCGACCCAUCGCUGCCGACGCUUCCGCCACCCGCCGCCGCCAGGGGUCUCGCUUGCUACUCGUUCCCACCGCGCCUCCCGACGUGGCAGGCCGCACCCAGCGACGUCCCAAACGCCAGCCCGCAGCUCGACGCCGUGCCUGCACCGGUCCAGGCGUCGUCGCUGCCGCAGAGGGAGCUCGACCUGCCCUUGCCGCUGACUUUGGCGGGUGCAGGGGCGAUCCUGGGCGCCAAGUUCGCCACCAUGGCGCCGCACGCCUACCGCAAGCUGGUCGGCCUCGAGGACGCCACCGGCCUCAACCAGCGGCAGCAGGACGAGAGCGACCUGGUGGCGAUGCGGUCGUCGCAGGACCCGCGCCGAGGCCCGCUCCACCUGCACGGCGGCAAGGCGUCGGCGUCGGUCUCGGGCGACGGUCCGGAGACAAUCCCCGACCUUGCCCGAUCGAGCAAGUUCCGCAUCCUCAUCACCUGGCACCUCGACGGCAGCGUCCGCUUCCACGACGCCAGCCCGCACCUGCUGCUGAUGGGCGACGUCGACGCGGCCGAUGCCGCAGCCGACCCCAACGUGCCGCCACGCGUGUGGCUCAAGCGCGGCUUCCCCUCGCCGCUGCCUCACCUCACCAUCUCGACCCGCGCCCUCCUGCGCCACGAGCAGAUGGCCGGCCAUCCGACCUUUGACCGGAUCCGCGGCCGCGCCAAGGUGCAGGACGUCCAGCUGGCGCCCGAAGUGCUCGAGGUGGGCAUCUCGCUCUCGACGGGCCAGCUGCUCCAGUACCGCUUCGACUUUGCCAAGCUGAGCGAGACCCGGGCCAUACAGGAAGAGGUGGAGCGGGAGAUCCAAGAGGAGCAGCAGCAGCAGCAGCAGCAGGGCGGCGCGAACUUCAUGAUCCCGCCCGUGACGAGCUCGCGGAGCGAGGGCGGCUCUUCGUCGGUCGCCAGCCCACGACCCCUGGCCGACCCUUCUUCCAGCGGCCUGGACCAGGAGAUGGCCAACGCCAUGCGCGAGCUCGAUACCGGCGACCAGGGCCAGCAUGUCCAGCCAUCCGGCCCCACCGCUCCGCCCAUGCAGGGCCUCCCCUCUCGGAGCAGCCUGACGGACGCCGGCAUCAUGCACGACGUCGACCUGGCCGGUGCGGGAACCAGCACCCCGGCGAGCCACAGCCGCACGCCUUCCCAGGGCGGUCCAGGGGCGCCGCCGCCGCGACCCAAGCGGGAUCCGAAACGGCUCAGCUUCCGGUUCGGCGGCCGAGACCGCGAGUCGUCCGCCGGCUCCGGCGCGGGUGGCGUCACGAUGCAGCCGUCCGAUUCGAUCUCCAGCAUCCCCGAGCAGGGCCGUCCCCCGCCGACGCUGCCGACGCUGCCGACGCCGCCACCGGCCGAGCCUCGGCCGCACCUGGAGCAGGCGGCCGCCGAAGAGGUCACCUACCUCGGCCACCUGGCCGAGUGGCACUGCGACGGCUUCAAGCCCAACCUGAUGAUCGAUCCGAUGCGCGGCGAGAUCACGGCGUUUGCCAUCAGCGACAUUGGCUUCGUCGCCGUCGCGUGCGGCACCGUGCUGGCGGUGCUGGACCUGCGCGGGCCCGAGCUGAUCCUGCGCGAGGGCUUCGGAGACCAGGCCGACUUUGCCAAGCAGGCGCGCGGCGACGUCGGCGGCGUUGGCGGCGGCUCUGCCCGCGAGGCGCGCAAGAUGCUCGAGGCCGAGGCCAAAAGCCCCAUUUCGGCGCUCACCUUUGGCGUCUGCAGGGUGGCCGACGACCCUUCGCUGGCGCCGAGGCUGGUCGUGAGCCGCGACAAUGGCUACACGACCGUGUGGACGCUGCAGCGGACGCUCGACAUGUGGAUGGUGGAGAGGACGUCGGGCCACAAGCUCGACGACUUUGCCGCGCUGCGCAGGCUGCAGGUGCUCGACGUCGGCGGCAACGUGUGCCCGGCGCUGCCCAACGAGCUGCAGCGGGCGCUCCGGGAGCAGGAGCACGGCCCCAUCGGAGGGUCGGCCGCCGACCUGCCCGAUAGCAACCUCGCGCUGGCCUUUACGGACCGAGGCAUCAGCCUGCGUGCCGGCAUCACUGGCCCCGUGGUGGCCAAGGCCGACGUCGGCGAGCGGGUGCUGGGCGGCGGUGUCGUCGAGCGCGGGUCGGAGAAGGUGGCGGCGGUGGUCACGUCGUCGAGCAUCCGGAUCUACACGCUGCCGCGGCUGCAGCAGAUUACGCGGCUGCAGCGCCACCACCGCGAGCUCGGCGAGACGGCGGGGUCGUUUGCCAGCCCCAACCUCACCCUGUGGCCCAAGCCGGCGGCGGGCGGCCGGACGAUGCCCCUCCAUCCGGGCGCCGUCGGAUCGGCGGCGGGCGUGGCGACGAGCAUCGCCGGCUGGUUCGGCACCAAGACCAGCGGCGUCCUUUCGAUUGGCGACCAGUUUGACGCGGCGCUCGCCGGGCCCAACCGGCCGGAUCCGCCCAAGCUGGGCGACCCGCUGCCGCCGCGCGACUUUCGCGUCAGGAUGCCCGACGUGCCCGCCACCUCAACCCCGCCGGCCGCGCGCCACACCAGCAGCAGCAGCAGCAGCGUUGGCGCUGGCCCAGGCUCAGGGCGGACAGACGCGGGCAAGGCGCGAGCCGUGGCGGAAGAGACGCAGCAGGCGGCCGGAUACGGGUACCAGAAUAUCGACCUGCUCAAGGCGCGGGGCGCCAUGAUGAGCGGCAUCGAGGAAGGCCUGACUACGCUCGAGCGGGGCGCCUCGGACUUUGUCAAGGGCACCCGCGACAUGGCCAUCAAGUCGGCGGCCAAGGACAAGCUCAACAAGUUUCUCUUUUGA